Messenger RNA from Naegleria fowleri, 879 nucleotides. RefSeq lists its product as uncharacterized. Gene Ontology annotation, cellular component: cytoplasm. Bases 1 to 879 code for a protein of 292 amino acids. Gene Ontology annotation, biological process: glutathione catabolic process. Gene Ontology annotation, molecular function: glutathione specific gamma-glutamylcyclotransferase activity; gamma-glutamylcyclotransferase activity. NCBI's taxonomy places the organism in Eukaryota, Heterolobosea, Eutetramitea, Acrasida, Naegleriidae. The transcript has 2 exons. The record is from RefSeq and is a predicted model, not a curated record.
AUGUUAAAUUCCAAUACCAGCCAUUCGUUUUCAACACCAACAAAUACAACAGGGCAUCAAGAAAAUAAUAAGGAAAAUCAUGAACUCUAUGUACUGUCGGAGGAUGAGAAGAAUUCGGAUUUGACGCUCGAAGAAAUGUAUCGGAAACACUUGAGAGCCAAAGAUCAUGAUAUAACCAUUGAAGAUUUACUUGAAUCGGAUGAACAAACAUUAAGAGAUGGAGGAAUUUAUUUAUUUGGUUAUGGAAGUUUAAUUUGGAAAGCAGAUUUUCAAUUUUCACAAAAAUACAGAGGAUACAUCAAAGGAUACAAACGAAGAUUUUGGCAAAUUAGUAGAGACCAUAGAGGUAAUUUUGAAUUUCCAGGAAGAGUACUCACAGUUGUGACAGAAGCAGAUUACAAAAAUCAAAUUUUAAAAUAUGGAGAGAAUUCAAAACUAGCAAUAGAGGAAAAAGAAUUUGAUGCAAAGGAUGUAAAUUUAUAUGGAAUGUGUUAUUUAAUUCCUCGUGAUCUUGCAUUAGAAACUUUUAAAUUAUUGGACUAUCGAGAAAAAGGAGGUUAUUUCAGAACUCUGACCACGUGUUAUCUGGUCAAAGAUGACAACUCUAUUGAAGAAAAGAAGGCAAUUCUCUAUGUUGGUUCUAUCAAUACACUUGAAAAUACAGAGUUUAUUGGUCCAUCUGAGAAUGGCCUUGUGGAUGAUGCUACCAUAAUUUGUAGGGCAAUUGGACCCAGUGGACCAAACAAGGAAUACCUCUUCCAACUCACAGAACGAUUAAGAUCUGAAUUUGGAGAUUGUGAAAACUAUCUCAGCACUUUGGAAAGAACUGUAAAAUCAUCCCUACAAGAGCAAGAUCCAAUAGAUAAGAAUCGAGUGUGA